AUUUCAUAGCUGCUUAAGUAUUUUAUCGCAUAUAUAUUUUUCUGAUUCUGUUUUUAAUCUUCAUACUAUAUUUAUAAUAUUAAGUAUUAUUACAUUCUGUAUAAUUGACCUAAACAAACCAUAAUAAAGAAUACACUUAAAAUUAUUAAACAAGAAAAUGGACAUAUACUUAUUAGAAAAUUGGAAAUGUAUACCUGAUUAUUUUAAUUAAAUAAGCUACAGAUUCGGAAAAAAAAUUGAAAAAUAUGAAGGUUUUUAAAUUAAAUGAUAUACCAGAGUUUUCCAAAAGAGAGAGAAUAGUAGUUGUCGGAAUUAUUGGUAAAUCUCCUCACCGAUAUCCAAACAAGACAACUCCACUACUUUCUGCAGUACAAUCUCAAGAAAUUGGCAUCGAAUGUCACUGGGAUGAACGCCGUGGUGUUCUGUUUCUCCAUGCCCUCACGUAUCUUGACACAAAACAUCUUUCAGCCUUAGCUGCUGACUUGAAUGAGAAUUCCAAAAGCACAAUUAAAGAUGCAGAUGCCUCAAAUUGGCUUGUUGCAUCGGGUGAACUAGCUAUAGACUCAUGCAAGAUUAUUGGAUUGCUUUUUAAUUUGUGUCAUAUUGUGGUGCUGUCAUCACCCACCACUGUUUUUGAUCUCGGAUACCUACAACUAUUUAAAGCUAUUGAUGCUUUUAGAUUGGAAAUAACAAACCGUACCUCAGUGGCCUUAUCUGAAGCAGAGUUAGGUGGCACAUGGAUCUCGCAUGGACGUUGCUGUUGCCCACGGCUACUGUUCCACAUGCGUCGAGCUCCCGUGCCUUUGAAACGUAAUCCUGCCGCUUUAAAACGACUUGAACACUCCAUUGAAGACCAGCUUUAUUCUAUACUUAGAAAGUCUAGGAUCAUAACUAAUGUUUGUGCAAAAGCCCUAUUUGCAAUACCGAAAAAUGAAGAGUUUGUGUACAUAAGCACCGAUGAGGAAGUGUGUAACGCUCGCGACGUUAGCGUGCUGGUGAGCGGGCUGGUGCGCAUGUGUGGCGGCGCGCUGCCCGACCGCCCCGCCGGGGAGAGGCCCGGCUUCGCGCAGUUCCUGCAGGGGCACAUAGACUUGGCGUUCGCCGAAGGAUUCGACGACAACGUCGGGAAAUACGCGAUGAGUACGUCAUUCUUUGAGCUGCCGAGCGCAGAAUCAUGGCGUAAAGCAGCCGAGGUCCUGACGCCGCUGUACCUGGAGGAUCCCGUGCAGGUGGACGAGGGCUCGGAGAUCGGCCGCACUCUGUUCCUGAUACUCGCCACUGACGUACGGUUCUCCCAGGCUCGAUGCGCCAAGAUAUUACCAAUAGCUCAGGCAUCCUACACGGAGGGCAUGCCGGCGCACUACUCCAGCCAACACCACGCGCAUAAGGUGAAGGUAGCCCUAGGAGUGCUGGAGACGAUGGCCCGCGGUCCGCUGGCGGGCGGGGCUCGCGCGAGGCUGCAGGCCGCGUGUGACGUCACGUGGCGCUCCCGCAGUCUGUGCGAGGCGUUGUCCCUCACCGGACAUCCGUGUAUAGAACCCGAACAUCUAGUGAUAAUGAAGGUGUCUGGUGUGGUGUGCAGCGACGGCGGCACGGAGCACUCGUCGGGCGUGCGCUACGUGUCGGCGUGCGCGUGCGGGCGCAGCAAGUGCUCGCGCGACGACCCGUACACGCCGCGCGCCGCCAACCUCGCCUUCUACUCGCUCGCGGCCGACCAGUGCGCGCACUGCCGCACGCUGCAGGCCAUCGCCUUCCCGGUCUUCCAGCCCUCCACGCCCACCUACAAAGCGGCAUCAGUAAAAGGAGCACAAAGUCAAGAGGCCAACGAAAGUUCGACGGUCCGCGAGACGGAGGGGAACUCCGCGUCGGGGGGCGAGGGGGGAGAGGGGGACGAGCCGGGGGGCUGGUCCGCGCCGCACGCGCUGUCCCCGGGGUCGGGCGGGGACGACGACGAGGAGAACAAGUCCCCCGCAGCCGAGAACAGAUACGUCGUGCCCGUUACUGGGGACUCUAAUACUGAUAAGAUGAUCCGCCGCCAGCCGUCGACGACGGAGUACCUGCCGGGCAUGCUGCACACCGCCAGCCCGGCCGGCCUGCUGCCCGCCUACUGCUCGUGGAGCCUGGUGUGCGUGGGCGCCUCCUCUCUGUACUCGCACAGCAUGGGCCUGCCGGACCACCUGCAGCCCGGCUUCCUACCCCACACCAACUAUCUGCUGCCCUGGGACUGCGCCGUCAGGAUGGAACAAGUGAGCCUAUGGCGCAUGGCUCAGGCAUCGUCCCGCGGCCGCGGUAAGCCGACCCCGCCGCAUCACCUCACUGUCAAAAUCUUCAUCGGGUUUGAAUAUGAAUGUCCCAGAGGACACAGGCUGAUGAUGUCGUCCCCCACGAGUGCGGUGAGUGGGGGCUCGUGCGGGCGCGAGGCGGGCGCGCGGCUGGCGGCUAGCGACAUGCCGCUGUACGUGCCCUGUCUGUGCUCCGUGCCCCUCCCCGCGCAGCUCACCCGGCUGCACGUCGUCACACCCAAGGCUCCUGUACACGUCACGCUGGAUCCCAGGGUGCAGCCGGUGCCCGGCGGGCCGAUCUUCGUCCCGCAGCCCGUGGGCUCGCCGGCCAUCAAGCUGUCGGCGUCCGCCUACUGGAUCCUCCGCCUCCCGUUCGUGUACUGCGACGAGCGUGGCCCGCUGCCCCGCCCCCGCACCGCGCCCUCCUCCCCGCUGUCGCAAGGCGUUAUACUAGCCCCACUGUUCGGGCUCGCCGACUGAACAUUACUAGAGCAGAUUAACGUUAACUUACAGAAUAAUAUUCUAGAAAAUUAGCACGUCAUGGAAGUUAAACUUCUUUAGAAGUGAAGCUUCUUUAGAAGUAAAACUUCUUUUGCGGAAGAGAGCGUGAAGAUAGAACGUAUUUGAUUUCUCACUAGCAGUGUAUCGUUUUUAAAUAUUUACAUAGACGCGUUGCGGAAAGGUUCGAUUCUAAAAUUUAAUAUUCCUCUCAUCGCUUUCAAAGAUGUUUCAAUCAAAAACAAUAAGAAGUUUUGCUAAAAUUUUAGUGUUGUUUUUUUUUAAGUUUUAGUGUUGUUAAUAUUAUAAUAAUAAAAAAAAAAUUAUAAUAUGACCAAACGAGGAUUCAUUCACCGAUGCUGUAAUAAAAAUUAUCGAUAUCCUAUAUUUUCUGCCUUCUGUAAUCUUAAUGGAUUUAUUUAAAAAAUAAAUACUGAAUAAUAAUUAAAUAGGUAAACAAAAAAAUGCUUUUUUCUUUUCUUUGUAACAAGUCUUUAAAAGGAAUUUGUAUUAUAAUUAUUAUAAAAUAUAAAUUAAAUAAUAUCAAAAUUCGGUGCACCAAAGUAUUGUUUUGUAUCAAUUAAUCAAGGACUUUUCAAACACAUUUAAAUAUUAAAUAGUUUAAGCUAAGUGCUAAAUUGCAUUUUAGCGUAACUAACGCGUAGGUAACAAAUAAAAAAUAACAAUGUAGAGCACAUUGUACACUAGUACCGAUUAUCCUGAAGUUGCGAUCUGGACUACUAAUAAGCUUAGAUUAAUUAAAUUAGUUCUGGAUUGCUUUCUUUACAAGAUCUUUUCAUAUGAUAAAAUUCAACAAAAAAAACGCAGUCGGAUGAAAAAAAAUGUUAAUAUUGAUAAUUAGUAUAGAUUGACUAAUGGAUCACUUGUAUUAGUAAAUUGAAAUGUAAUCAUGUAAAAUAUCUAUAAUAUUUUAUCAAUCAUUUACGCAACAGAAUGUUUUUUUUUUUAUAAUUGAAGGAUUACUGGUGGCCCGGAGGCCUUUCCAGU
Messenger RNA from Bombyx mandarina (wild silkworm), 3788 nucleotides. Its product is annotated as nonsense-mediated mRNA decay factor SMG8. NCBI's taxonomy places the organism in Eukaryota, Metazoa, Arthropoda, Insecta, Lepidoptera, Bombycidae. The record is from RefSeq and is a predicted model, not a curated record. Gene Ontology annotation, biological process: nuclear-transcribed mRNA catabolic process, nonsense-mediated decay.